AUGGAGAUACUUCAGCCGCAGAGUGUUUUAGUGACAGGAUCCGAUCGAGGGAUAGGACUGGGGCUAGUCAAUCAGUUCUUAGAGAAACCAAAUCCACCAGAGUGGGUGUUUGCCACCAGUAUGAAUCUUGAAGGAUAUCAUGGAAAGGAGUUAAAGAAUUUGGCUUUGCUUCAUCCAAACCUGGUAGUGCUGCAGUUGGAUAUCAGAGAUCUGAAGAGCAUAGAGGCUGCUGUGCAGAGAGUUAAGGAACAUGUCAAAGGAAAUGGGCUGACGGUGCUAAUCAACAAUGCUGGCAUUUUGGUCAAAUUCACCUGUCUGGCCAAUGAAACACCAGAGCAAAUGGCUUCUCUGUAUCACACUAACACCAUUGGAACCUUGCAAGUCAGUCAGGCUUUCCUGCCCUUGCUGAAGGUCGCUGCCCAGGCAAGCCCCAAGAAAGGGCUGAGCUGCAGUAAGGCGGCCAUCAUCAAUAUCUCCAGUGACUUCUCCUCUAUGGAAGAAAUGUCUGGAUGGUGGCUCUCCCAAGUCAUCUCUUACCGUUGCAGCAAGACUGCAGGGAACAUGUUAACUAGAUGCCAGUCCUUGGAGUACAAGCAAUUUGGGAUUCUUUCCCUUGCCAUCCAUCCUGGCUGGGUGAAAACUGCCAUGGGGACGUGCCUGGUCCCGACUACGGUGAAGGAGAGCACCAGCGGGAUUUUGAAAGUGCUUUCCAGAGUCACUGAGAAAGACACCGGGUCUUUUCUUGACUGGGAAGGAAAUGUUGUCCCUUGGUGA
Messenger RNA from Elgaria multicarinata webbii, 774 nucleotides. RefSeq names its product C-signal-like. Gene Ontology annotation, molecular function: oxidoreductase activity. The transcript is spliced from 6 exons. Lineage: Eukaryota; Metazoa; Chordata; Lepidosauria; Squamata; Anguidae. Bases 1 to 774 code for a protein of 257 amino acids. The record is from RefSeq and is a predicted model, not a curated record. Gene Ontology annotation, cellular component: cytoplasm.